AUGCAGCGUUUGAGGAACUUAGAGGCCUACUUGGAGCGCCGCCAUAAGAAGGCGGUGCCCAGCAACCCAGGACACUUUACACACCCGCAAAAGCAGUCAUUCUCCGUCCAAUACGUCCAGACCUCUUCCCAACACGACGCUCUCAAGACUUCCAUCGAAGAUAACGCACUGCAGCGAAGGACUGAGAAGGGAUUAGAAUGGGAACGAAAAUCACUCAAAUUUCAGUCCUUGGAGGCUGAGGCUAGGGAGCUGGAACAUACUCCGAAAAGAGACAAUGACGAUGCGGAGGUCCAUGGCGAAGCAAACUGCGCGAAAUGCAGGAUUCAACAUGAGGCAGACAGCAUGACCGUGGAAAUUGAUGAGUGGCCACUACCUUCGGAUAAAGAGCAGAUGGAGGCUUGCCUGUUUGAGCUGGAUCGACCACCAGGCUUUGAUGCGUGGCGAGACACGACCUGGAGCAUUGUACAAGAUCUUGGCAGAAAUCCGGCUGACCCUUCUGAAGACGUGCAUGUUCGUCUACACGAAUACUCCCACCUGAGGAAGUUAGCAACAGGCUCCCCCCGCAUCACGCUGGCCUCAUACACAAAGCCUUUCGCGCUGUCGCACUACAAGCGUCGCAAGUUCGCAAUCCCGAUCGACAGUAUAUGCGUCGAUAGUGGACUAAGAUAUCGCCUAUUCGACACGACUCAGAAAGCUUGGGUGACGCUUGCUAGAACGGGUGAGCGUCCAUCAUUGGCCCAGAAGUGCGUUCUUGCACUACCUAGCAGUCCGUACACGACUCUUCAGUGGGCCGUCGACUCAACGAAACACUUCGCGAACCAGGUCAUGGAGAAGCAAGCAGAGUGCCCACCAGAGAUCAGUCUUCGGGAAUACCAUUCUUUUGGACUCCUCCGUGCUGGUCCGAGACUACAAUGGAGCAACAUCCUAGCGGAACUCAGCGCCACGAACCUAACAUUGAAUGGCUCGGCCCGAGUAUUGCUCCUGCAAACGGCUUGGGAAGCUGGUCGAGCGUCCACCAGAGGAGUGCUCCGUGAAACGCACUGCAUGUUUGAAGACAAUGCUUUCUGCCAGAAGCUUCUGCAGGUGUUAGGGCAUGUGGCGAACAGGGUUGCGGCGAGUUGGAAAGAGCAUGAGGCCGUAGCGAUGACCAUCAGCCUGCUACUUCGCCUUCUCUCCCUUACGCAGUCGGAAGAUGUCACUUUAGAGGCAAUAUCGCUGCUUCGUAAGCUACGAGAAAUCAAGGUUAGCCAGACCAACAGACGGCUGUUACGGAUUGCAGCCAGCACCUGUCGCACCACCUACAAUGUUGACGCUCGGCACGUUCCCAGAAUCUUAUGCACUGACGCGGACGUCGCCUGUUUAAUCGAGUGUUCCAUCAUCGUACACGACAAUGCGACAAAUGACAUACCUGCCACCCAGGCAAACGUGGAGGACACACUCAUCAACCAUGCCUUGCAACAUGGUCUACGAAGCUGCAUACUCGAGCUUCCUACGGGUAUGAACACAGCUGUCACCAAGGUCCUGACAGGAGCAGUUGUUAGUGACCCCUGGCGCAUCUCUUCGGAGAACUCGUCUACGUGGGUCACUAACUUCAUAGACGCCACGAUACCUCGACAGUCUCGCACUACUCUUCAUUACAACCUCCUCAGUGGCGAGCUGCUCGUAGGUGGCAGGCCGCUGGGGAGAAUGCCCCCAUCUUCCGAGAAUGAUGAAGUCUUUCGCCGGGUUUUCGAAGCCCGGGUGCUCCGAGUGUCUUCAUCCGAUAUGCCAGGUAUGACGUACGCCGCAUUACAUCCGAUCAACGGACAUCUGGUUCAUCUUGGUAUGAGGCAAAACAAACUCAUCGUUCGACCACGCCUGGGUAGCAGAAUACUCGAGAUCAUCCCACAUGAACUGUUUCGAGCUGACUUACCCCGGCAAUUGGUCGAAGACUACGUACACUGGCUGGACCUUCAGAGCAAUGAGAUCGAAUUCCGUCCACGGAACAGCAUUUGGAGCUCCUCCGAGCAGAACUGGCGGUUGCAGUUCUCCUCUAGAGGCCCGACAUCUCUGCGAAUCUUGAACAAGAGGUUGGUGAAUCCACUUAGCCACAUUGCUCGAAAGAUCUUCAGCAUCCUCGCUACAUUAGACGACAGGGUCAACAUCCACAUCACCAUGACGGACGAAAAACUCAUAGAAGUCAGUUUGCCCCGAUUUGCGCUGCAUUUCUUCGUGAACCGGGCUGGCGCUUUAGAAUCGAGGGAGUACGAUGCCGUUGUUGGCUCGGAUCAGAUUUUGGGCUGCUUGAGCGGCUUGAAGAGCAAACUGGUACUUAACAGCCAAGCGUUUGAGGGAUCUCAGCUUCAGCAAAGCGUUCUAAUACCGUAUGGUGAAGUCUUCAUCAACAAGGCCGAUUCUCAUGUUGCCGUGAGCAUCGAACCUGGCAAAGAUGACAAAGUUCGUCAUUUCCAUUAUCGUAUCGACACACACCUCCGGAAGCUAAAGGGGCCACCUGAGUUGUUAUCUGGGCUUUUCAAGGCCUAUCUGCACGCAAUUACCACUCACUGGCUGCCUGACACCUUCACGGGUCUCACCGGUACGGAGGAGGCCCUGGAAAUCCUCAGCGAAGAAUCGAUGCGGAUGUGCUUUCCUCUCACUGAGGAUGAACUGCGCACGCUGCACUGCAUUUCGGCACUUGCCCCUCGCCGGUUUUACUACCCGCAACAUCUGGAACGGAGCGGCCAGGUGCAAGUAGUCAUGUGGCAUAAGGUUUUGUCACCUCUCGCGCAGCAUGAAGAGUUCCAUAACAUGGCUGCGGCCAUAUCUGCCUAUGCAGCGAGGGCUGCAGACCUGUACCCUGAGGGAGAACGAACGAAACUAGUGGAGUACAAAGGCGAUCUUCUUCUUCUGGAAAGAGCUGCUCAGCGUAACGCAGCGAUUAGGCCGCGCGACCACCUUCAGAGCAGUCCACUCACCAGGGGUGAUGUUGGAUACAGUCAGCGAGAUACAGCUAACGCCUCUGAUCGAUACUCUAGGGUUUCUGAGAUUGCGAAACUGGUCCAAGCGUGGCCAUUAAAGGUUGAUAUCUGUCUGGAUCUAGCUAAACGUAUGAAAUCGUGGACGACGGUAUCUGGAUUCAACGGAUCCUUCACGCUUUUGUCGUAUACGGACCUCCUUGACUUGGGACGUGACAGCUGGGGUUUACUGUUCAAUCUCUGCCGAAAAGCCCGCCGCACCGACUCUCAUAGGCUCAUGUUCCUCUUUGGCACGCUGGCUUUCGGCGGAGAUAUUGAACAGAUCCAUCUUCGGACACUGCUCGCUGUUGCAUUUUCAGGAAUCUUUCGCGACCUCGCUGGACCGGCACAGGACAGCUUCGACCUUUCCGCAGGUAGCGGGCCAGAUAAUUUGAAGCUCGAAAGUAUUCUUCGCCAGCAUACCGUACCCUUCGUGUGUGGUCCGGUGCCGCCAAACUCAACAAGGUAUCGCCGGGGAGUAUUCCGCAAGCAGGAGACUGCAAAGUACACCAAGGAGGUCACCGCGCAAGUCACGCAGCUUGCAGAGGAUUUCUGUGAACAGUGGCCUGCAGCAAGGCUAGUUCCUCCAGCUCAAACAGCGGUGCCACUGAUCAACCUAGCUUCGGCGGUUGCUGCUUGCAACGAAAUGUUCAAGGUAUGGCACAGCAACGCAACAUUCCUGCAAUACAUUCGAGGUAUAGAAGUAGAUCUACGUCCUUUGCACGAUCCGGCGCAGACGAGCACGCCCGCGGAAGCAGCCAUACAGGAGCCCAUCAUUUCGGCGCACCAGGAUAUAAUCUAUCCGUCGCUCAUGGACAUCAUUGCGAAUUCAUCACCGCCAGCCCUGGAACCGAUUCCAGAAGCCCUGACCCGUCGGCCCCGUCCGUCUAAGAGCUCGAGUAGUCAUGCCGCCGAGAACCAGCAUCGCAUGUCUCUUGACUCCUUGGAUGAUCUGGGAGAGGAAUUAAUGGCCCGAGGCGGUUCGAUCCAGCGGGAAUAUGCUGAAGUUCUUCGCCUCAGCAUCACGCAGCUUCGUGCGCGGCCUAUGGCCGGACUGCAGGACUAUCCUCACCACGCCCUGGAGUAUGCGGAUCAUGCAGCUGAUCUCAAGGCCUAUGUUCACCAGGUGUUCUCCUCCAUCACGGCUGCUCUAAGUCCCACCGCGUCUCACCAAGUUCUACUCCAAGAGGCCUCCAUUUAUCCACCGGCUACGCCGCGUUCGCUGCUUGCACUUCUAUCUAGAAAGACAGUGAAGCAGCUCCCUGAGGGUUGGCUGCAAGUGCUAAUCACUUACGGAAGCUCAAUCGCCAUAUAUCAGCGCUCAGAACGUUUAGUUCAGCUCGCCGCUCAAAAAGAUAUCUUGGGAUUACUCAAGCUUUUGGAGUGUCCUGGUCGAGACGGUUGGAGUCCGAUUCAGUAUCCCGACUGGCUCCUCAUCGAGAUAGAGAACAACAUAUGUAUUCGGGCCGUUCAGGCGCGAGUUGCUCAGGAAAUGCUCUCGCCCUCCUCGAUGACCAGUCAAGUCUAUCAGCUGAAUUGUGGCGAGGGGAAAUCCUCCGUCAUCAUUCCCAUGCUCGCCGCUGCUCUAGCUGAUGGUAACAGUCUCGCGCGAAUCGUCGUUCUGAAGCCGUUGCUCCGCCAGACUCAGUAUUUGCUGUCUCAGAGACUUGGAGCGUUACUCGGUCGGAGAAUAUACUAUGCGCCAUUCUGUAGGAAGACGAAGCUUGACCAGCAGACUGUCGCAACACUCCAGAAGAUCUACAAAGAAUGCAAGGAUGAAGGUGGCAUUCAAUUGAUUCUGCCUGAGCAGAUCCUUUCAUUCCGAUUAGCGGGCCGAGAGCGCCUCGCGUCUGAUCAUUCGCUCGCGCAAAAGCUCAUAGGACUGGAGAGGUGGCUUGAAGCUAAUUGCCGGGACGUUCUAGAUGAAUCUGAUGAACUUCUCGAUACCCGAUUUCAAGUUGCGUACACGAUCGGCACUCAAAGGCUGUUUGACGGACAUCCUGAUCGUUGGCUUCUGGUGCAAAACGUCCUCUCCAGGGUCGCGCUCCAUGGGAACACGCUUGCGAAGCGGUUUUCCAAGGGUAUCGAACUCGAUGAAAAGCCGGGGACUUUUCCUGCCUUGAGCAUCACCAGCAACGAAGUUGGUGAAGAGCUUGAGGCACUUCUCGUAUCCGAUCUUGAAGAGGGCAAUAUCGCUGGUCUCUCAAUUGGCUUCGUUCCUGCCACCGUGCGGCGAGCUAUCCUCAAGUUCGUGCGGUACAGAAAGGUGGACUCAACCAUUGCCUCGCUCGCCAGUACAGCACUUGCAGGCACGCCUCAGCUACUCAAAGCGGUACUUCUACUUCGCGGACUGAUAGGUCAUGGCUUACUGUUGUCCGCAUUGCGGAAGCGCUGGAUGGUUGAGUACGGCUUGGAUUUACGCCGGUCGUUGAUGGCUGUACCAUAUUAUGCAAAAGGGGUGCCAUCAGUAUCUUCAGAGUUCGGACAUCCCGACAUCGCCAUAAUACUUUCGGCUUUAAGCUAUUACUAUGCUGGUCUCACGCCUGAGCAGCUACGACAAUCCUUUGAUGUGCUCUUCAAAGUUCCCAGCGCCGCGGAUGAGUACGCGUCCUGGUGUAUUUCAUGCCCCGGACUGCCCGACCAGCUCCGAUCACUUGAAGGGGUAAACAUCGAGGACGAAGAUGUGUUUACCUACCAACUACUUCCAUCGCUGUCGAAGAACAAGAAAGCCGUUGAUUUCUUCCUCUCGAACAUCUGCUAUCCGAAAGCCGGCAGGGAGUUUCUUCACAAGCUAUCGACUUCUGCUUGGGACAUUCCCGCGUCACGUCGGGGUAAACCAACAACCGGUUUCAGUGGCACUAAUGACAAUCGGUUCCUCCUUCCACUGACGAUCCAGCAAUACGACCUGCCUGAACUUCAACACACCAACAGCAUGGUUCUGAACCUCUUACUUCGGCCAGAGAACAGGGAGUACGUCAACGCGGUCGAUGGCAAUGGCCGGCGUCUUGAUAUCCCAGCUCUUCUCAGGCUUAUCUCCGCACAAGAGCCUCCCAUCCAUGUGCUUAUCGAUGUGGGCGCACAAGUCUUGGAGAUGAAGAACCAGGACGUAGCUCAAGCGUGGUUGAAGGUGGUGCCGAAUGCCACUGCUGCAGUCUUCUUUGGCGAGAACGAUGAGCAGAUGGUAGUGGAUCGUGAGGGUCGCCUCAGUCACCUGGAAGCGUCUCCGUUCAAGUACAAGUUGGGCGACUGCUUGAUCUAUCUUGACGAAGUUCAUACGCGGGGUAUGGAUCUUCCGAUCCCGCCGGGCGUUCGAGCCGCCCUGACGCUGGGUCCACGGUUAACGAAGGACAGGCUUGUGCAAGCCUGCAUGCGCAUGCGCAAGCUCGGAUCGGGCCAUGCACUUGCCUUCCUUGCUCCUCCUGAAGUUCACCAAGGUAUACUAGACUCUGCUGGAAAGGAGGUCCACGAGCAAGUCACAUCUCUGGACGUUAUCCGGUGGUCCAUACUCCAAACAUUGCAGCAGGCCAAGAACAAUCUUCCGCUUUGGGUCAUGCAGGGCGUUGAGUUUGUCAAGCGCAGGACCAUAUGCGAAAGUUUCUUGACAGAGCCUAAUCCCGAUCGCCUGUUUUCUGAUGCUCCACGUAUCAGCAACAUUUGGAACGAGCUUCGAGAAAACGACGCACAGGGCCUCCAGGAGAUGUAUGGAACAGAUCGAAGUCACACCCAAGGAUCUCUGCCUGCUCUCAGUGAAUCGCCUAACGAUCCCAUUGCGGCGCACUUGGAGACCGUUGCCGCAACAUUGGAUCCCAGUGCGGUCUCUGAGACCGCACUCAACGAAGAGCAAGAGCGUGAGCUAGCUACCGAAGUCGAGCAGCAGCAACAGAUACAGCGACCACCGGCUGCUUCAGCACUUCCUCACAAACUGAGUGCUGUCGUGGAGGAGUUCGUUUCCUCUGGAAGCCUUCCGUCUGGACAAGGCGAGCUUGCCUUGCCGGCGUACACAAGCUUAUGCAAUACAUCAGUCAUGAAGCAAAUUGGCAGUUUCGACGGCAUAUGCCCUGAUAUCUACGUUUCCGUCGACUUCGCUAAUUCGGUCAAACUAUUAUCAAACGCGCUCGGCGAUGAUUACCUCAAGCCUGUCCGAUGGGUGCUAUCUAGCGGUAGGUCCAAAGCCGUAUUCAUAAUCAGCCCGCACGAAGCAAACAGACUCGUCGACUCGAUUAGGACAUCAGACCAUGCUAGACUCCACAUCUUUGUUCCCCGUGUCGCGAAAACAAUGACCGGCUUCGGCGAUUUCCUUUACACGAUUGCUGGAACUGAGCGUGCGCCGGAGAAUUGGCCGUCGGAGCAAAUACUCCGCGGACUAAACCUUUUCGCUGGCUCCCUUUACCUUCCCAAUUACACAGAGUAUACAAACCUUUGUCACUUCCUCGGAAUCGCCACUAGAGGCUACUCGAACCGCAGCGGACAAAACGAUCCCCAAGUGUCAAUCGCUAAUGACGGGUUCGUUGAUCCGGCCUCUCGCGCCGCCUUGCAGUGGCCCGUGGAGUCACCUUUCAAGCAGAGCCCGCUUCCGUUUAUCAAGGCACUCCUCUCGCUCCGUCAACACGGGCAAAUUUUCGCGCAUACGCACAUGGGAUACAUAACGAGUGGCAGGGUUUUGACGGAGGCGGACUUUCCAGACACAGAUGGUCUCUUCUUUCCUAUGAAUGACUUGGGAUAG
Messenger RNA from Coniosporium apollinis CBS 100218, 7716 nucleotides. RefSeq lists its product as uncharacterized. The transcript is spliced from 7 exons. The record is from RefSeq and is a predicted model, not a curated record. Lineage: Eukaryota; Fungi; Ascomycota; Dothideomycetes. Bases 1 to 7716 code for a protein of 2571 amino acids.